This is a messenger RNA of Oppia nitens, 4560 nucleotides long. Its product is annotated as protein Skeletor, isoforms D/E-like. The record is from RefSeq and is a predicted model, not a curated record. Lineage: Eukaryota; Metazoa; Arthropoda; Arachnida; Sarcoptiformes; Oppiidae. Bases 19 to 4560 code for a protein of 1513 amino acids. The transcript is spliced from 13 exons.
AUAAUUAAAAAAUUGAUAAUGAUAUCAAUUACUAAUAAAUGUGUACUGCUUAUUUUGGUGGUCUACCUAAUUAAAGAUCACCAGUGUCAAUUACCUGGUGUAGCCAGGGUCAAGGAUGUCUAUUUUGGUACAUUGAUUGGCAAACUGACUACCUAUUCCCAUGGGGUUAGCGGUGAAGUCUAUGCCGUCGACGAUAGUACAGUGUUUGUGAAAAAUUUCAAUUACGAUGGCCAGGGACCCCAGGCCUACUUUUGGGCCGGUACUACACCAGCACCCGAUGAUUCGGGUUUUAUAAUACCCGAUGAAAAAGGAUCUACCAAACCGUUGAGCUCCUAUACCAACCAAAACAUUGUCCUACGACUACCUGAAGGCAAAACAUUGCGUGACAUUAAUUGGCUGUCCGUAUGGUGUCGUGAAUUUAAGGUCAAUUUUGGCGACAUAUCUGUUAGUAGCCAUAAAAACCUGGAGAUACCGUCACCGGUUGAGAUACCGGCCCUAUCCCGGUUGGCUCAUGGCCUACAAUCGGGACCCAUAACCAUAGUUGAUGCCCAAACAUUUCUGAUACCUAACUUUCACUAUGACGGCCUGGGGCCGGCCGGCUAUUGGUGGGUCACCCGCGGACAACGUCAGGGACCGACAGGUUUGCGUUUGAAAGAUGAAAACGGAAGUCCGGCGCCAUUACGUCGAUAUACUGGGGAAACGGUAGUCAUAUCCUUACCGGACGACAAAACUAUCUACGAUUUUGAUUGGCUGGGCGUCUGGUGCGAGGAAUUUCAAGCCGAUUUCGGUCACAUCCGUAUACCGCAACACAUACGGGUGCCGCCAUCGCCCAAAAUGUUGGGCAUUAAACCAGAGACUAAACUUAACUGUGAAGUACUAUACGAUGAAUUGGGUUAUGAGUUACGUUGGGUUAUGGAUGGCGACGACAUAGUCAUGCAAUUGGUCGGCAAAGUUGAUCCCAACGAUUAUAUGGCAUUUGGUUUAAGUAAAGACGACUCCAAGUCGGAAAUGGUUGGCGCAGAUGCUGUAGUCACUUGGGUAGCACCGGGAGGUAAUGGACGGGCAGUCGACUAUUUUCUCGGCAGUAAAGAACAGUGCGUCGGCAAUAGAGGCAGUUGUCCUGAUAUCAAACAUACCGGUGCCAGCGAUAGUGUAACACUAUUACAUGCUGCUAUUGUCAAUGGUUUUAGCAUGGUCACAUUUAAACGGCCACAAUUGGGACUCGAUGAACAGUACGAUCAACAUGUAUACAGUGACGGACCCCAAGCAGUCAUGUGGGCUAUCGGUCCCCUAAAUGAGCGCCAGGAGACCAGUUAUCAUCGAUUGCAUAAUCAGGGUAAUAUUUUUGUGGACUUUUCGCGUACACCCAAAUGGAACUGUCCCCUACCGGAUGAAACAAUAAAACCGUCACUACGUCCACCCCAUACCCAUACCCAUACCCAGUCCCAGUCCCAGUCCCAGUCCCAGUCCCAGUCCCAGCCCAUACCCGAUCUGAGUGGCAGUACUGGUCGGCCAACUGCCCGGCCACAGGUUAGGCCAACCUCACAGCAAUUGCAACCUCAGCCACAACAAGUGCAACCACAGGCCAGACCAGUACAACCAUCACAACAACAACAACAUCAGCCAACUGUCCCUAAACCGCAGUCAUCGCCGGCCAACCCUAACCCGAACGCCUGGAAAGUACCGCCAAUUGUCUGUCCAUUGGAUACAACACUACGGGCACAGAUCGGAUCAACCGGUGGUACUAAAGGCUAUCAGGCUAUCACUGGGAAAGUCGGUUGGGGUAUUGCCUGGUAUAUCAAUGGCCUAUUGAUACCGGAGCUGACAUUGCAACGAGGCAAAACCUAUACGUUUAUCGUCGAGGGCGGCAAUGAACGCAAUAACAGCGCCCGUCGGCACCCGUUAUACCUGACCGACGAUCCGGACGGUGGGUUUGAAUUCAAAAAUGACGACCAAAGACAAAACGAACAGAUUUUCGGUGGCGUCGGUAUUACACCCGACGGUACUAUAUUGCCGACAUCGGAGGGCCGGCUAUGCGAAUGGAAACUACCGGUCCAGACAACACCGGGUGGUAGUAGUAGACGACCCGAUGAUUAUCGAAAUUUUUUCGACUUUCAACGAUCCCUGAGCCUGGAGUGUGCGGCCGGAAACUCGGGUGUCCUACGAUUUACACCCGACUCCCAGACACCUGAUCUCAUAUACUAUCACUGCUAUACACACCGUAAUCUCGGCUGGAAAAUACACGUUGUCGACAACUGUGACGGUCAUCUGUCGGGCCAGUCAUCCAUACCGAAAGUAUCGGUUGUCAAACCUGCGGAUCCAUUGGCCAAACAUUCAGCGGCCGAUGAAUCUAAUGGUGAUAAUAGACAUAUUGGUGUCAAUAGUAAUAAUGUCUACUUUCCUAAUAAUCAAAAGCCGUUUAAUAAUAAUAUAACUGCAAUACAACCGACCAGUAGUCCCAGUAUUGGUAGACCAGCUCCAGGUGCUGCUGACAACAACAACAACAACAAGCAUACUGUCCGACCAUUGAUAGCCUUACAGAGUCCUAAUCUCAAACAUACGCCAAUCCGUGUACAACCAUCUAUUAGGCCACCAUCGGUGCCACAGAUACCGCCGCCACAGUACGUACCGCUCAGUCUACCGGCACCGGCAGCCCAUUCACGACAACCAUAUUUAGGUGGUAGUAGUGGUUCGGCUGCACCCUAUUUGUUGUCAUAUCCACCACACAUACCGUCCCAACAAUUUGGUAAUAUUCCCAUAGGUCAAAUUAAACCAUUUGAUCAAAUAUUUCGACCACAACAACACCAACAACAACAACACUUUGUUAACUUACAGUCCUUAUUAUCGCAACAACAACAACGACCCCAACAACACCUACCUGUGCCACAACAACAACAACAGUUGCCAACCAAUGAAAUGAUGUCGGAUUCAGUCGACGACAACCUAAACGCCGGUUUCAUACCUAUGCUAAUCAAAACAGCCAAUCAAUCCGUUGUCAAACAAGUUGAACAAAAACUACAGUCACAGUCAGCAGCAGCAGCAGCUGCUGGUGCUUCAAGAUUACCUACCGGUGCUCAACAACAACAAUCUACUAGCAGUAGUAAUGGUAACCAAUUUUCCAAAGACACAUCCAUACCGUUUGCACCUACCUUUCAGACCCCCAAUCUUGACUACAGUGGUUUCAAUGUAUCCCGUUACGGUGAGAUAGCACCGUCAUCUAAACAGCUGAUGAACCCGCAGCUCAAACCCGUCCAACUAACCAAACCGUUGGUUCCCUCCUUAAUACCGAAACACCCGCAAAAUACUGGUGUUGGUGUUCAGUACGAAAAAAUCAGUCAACCCGUCAUCAGGUAUCGUAUUAAAGGACAGGGAGGAGAUCCGGAUCAAGGAUCGGCGGCUACUGUUAUGUUGAGUCCUAAUCUAUCCGAUGAUCAACAACAACAACACCAAAGUAGUCCUAAUAAUAGACAGUACAGUCAAUUGCUAUCAAACGGUAAUACAAUAAUAGCCGACAACAGGGGCUCACAAUUGGCUGAAUCUCAGACAAGUCCACAGGUUAUGGAUUUUAUUGAACAACAAUUUGCAAAAUUCAAUCAACGAACUAAACAAACAAAAAACGAUACAAAAGUUUACGGCCAAAGAACCAAACCGUUGGCCACAUCAACAACAUUAGGCCAACAAAAACCUAAACAACCCGUAGAUCAAUGGAUAACGACUACGACUGUCCACAACAUCGAUGCGGCCGUCGAUGAGUCACCACUAAAAUCGGAACAAUCGGUUAGUCCGUCAACGACUACCGGAGCCGUUGUCUUAACUAAGGAACAGUUGAAAAAUAAAACCGAAAACACUAUACUAAUGGACGUAAUGAGACUAAUACAGCAAAAAGCUCCGGCAUUGGCACCGACACUACAACACAGACACCAAUUGUUGGCCAAAAAACGAUCGUUUGAUACACAUAUUGUGGCCAAACGGGACAUACAUUAUCCGACUAAAAAUAAUGACCGAUAUUAUGACACUAAUAGCCAUCACUAUAGCCAUUAUACCUACCGAUCGGCGGCCGUCAGUGAUGUCCAUCACUUGAAAGUCGUCAAUACAUUCAUUUGUCAAGGCCAACAAAAACCUAAACAACCCGUAGAUCACUGGAUAACGACUACGACUGUCCACAACAUCGAUGCGGCCGUCGAUGAGUCGACACUAAAGUCGGAACAAUCGGUUAGUCCGUCAACGACGACGACUACCGGAGCCGUUAUCUUAACUAAGGAACAGUUGAAAAAUAAAACCGAAAACACUAUACUAAUGGACGUAAUGAGACUAAUACAGCAAAAAGCGCCGGCAUUGGCACCGACACUACAACACCGACACCAAUUGUUGGCCAAAAAACGAUCGUUUGAUACACAUAUUGUGGCCAAACGGGACAUACAUUAUCCGACUAAAAAUAAUGACCGAUAUUAUGAUACUAAUAGCCAUCACUAUAGCCAUUAUACGUACCGAUCGGCGGCCGCCAGUGAUGUCCAACACUUGAAAUCAUCCAUACAUUCAUUGCAUCUAAUUUUACAAUAA